AUGAACGCAACAGAGCACGAGAAGGACCCAGAGCAACCGGCAGUGGCGCCUCAGGAAAACUGUUUGAUGCGUCACGUCAGUGCCAUGCUAAACAUGCCACCGCCAGUACCAGUAAUAGUUAUCACGGACGACCAACCAGACGAAGAAAAGCAGUUAUCCCCACCACCACAACAACAACCGCCACCAUCGUCACCACCAUCGUCACCAGCAUCCCCACCACACAGUAGUUAUGUGACAAAACAGAGAACGCCGCCAUCCAAGCUCUUUCACAGAUUGGAUCGAAUGCAAAGAGCACUGUAUCAACGCACAGUGCCGGUUCUGUGUUUGGGGGUAGUGCUGCUGAUGGCGCUGUUGGUUGUUGGCUUACUGUCUGCCAAGGACCAAGGCAACGCUCUAUGGGGAUUCUUGGUGGCUUGUCUCAUUGCUUCGGUUGGCUGGAUAGCUGUGCUCGUGGCAAUGCUGGUGUUUAUUGUCCAAACCAAAAGCAAUCACAUACUCCGGAUUGUACUGCUACUGCUGGACCCGGAGACGCGCGAAUUUGAAGUCCUGCGACUCGAGUUUUUCUAUUCCGAUUAUUCCAAGGCGUUGGUGGCAAAUGCUCUGUCUCCAAUGUCUACCCAUGCAACCAACAAAAUGUUGAGCACCAAGGCAUACACCGGUGUUUGCAACGCAAGGGGCGCCAAGGAAUGGAAGAAAUCAGCCCAUUUGGUAGACUUUUGCCAAGGCUGCGAUGUGCUCAUUGCUAUACCAGAAGGAACUUCUGCAGAAGAGAUUGCGCAACUGGCCAAACCCAUUCUCAGAGAUGAAAAUGUUGUCAGAGUUCUCUGUUCUGGUGUCAACAAGGCCGAUCCUUGGGCUUUGGGGAUGAGGCUUCUUUACUUUAUUUCUUCCGUGUGUUUGGGGAUUCUGUUACCAGUGUUCUGGGUCGUUGUGGCACACAGUAUCAGCCAAGAUGAUACAAAAGUAUGGUUCGUGGAGGCUCCCCUGGUUCUAUUCAUUAGUUGGUACGUGGCAUUCCUGGUGGCAGAGGCAUCCGUCAUACUUCAAGUCCUCCACCACCGAAAACAGAAACGUCGAGUCAUUCAAAACUAUGUCUUCAAAAUGGUUCUGGUGAUUGCCGUUUAUUUGGCUCUGGCAGCAAUCAUUGUACAGUUUGCAUAG
Molecule: messenger RNA, 1161 nt
Organism: Seminavis robusta
Lineage: Eukaryota; Bacillariophyta; Bacillariophyceae; Naviculales; Naviculaceae
Source: the annotation of a GenBank genome assembly